UUGUUUACAUCACGAUCUAGAUUAUUUACUCAGUUUUUAAAGCCAGUUAUGAGUUCUAAUUCUGAAGCACAUUUUUCAUAGUUUUAUCAGACAGUUCAACAAAUCGCUUUUAUGGACUCAAAAACGAAUUUCGGAUUGCUUGCUUUUGUACUUUUGUGCAUAAACUAUAUGCAUUUCAUUUUCCAAAAGAAGACACCGGCAAAAUAGUAUGAAUUAUGAUAUCCGGGUUUUUCAUAUAAUUUCAGGUUUCGUGAAGGUAUGUAUGAAUGUUUCAUGGUUAGUUUACAAUAAAACAUUAAAAAAGGUUUUCCUUACAGUUUCAUCUCUACCUAUCCAAGCUCUCUUAACUUAAUGAUUGCCUAAGUAUUUUUUCUAUGCCAGAUUUUAUGCAUUUUGUGUCUUUAAAAUGGCUCCUUCAAAUUCAAAUCUAACUCUGCAAAUUACAAAAUUGGAGGAACCUGAAAGCUGGUAUACUUUUUUCAUCUACUGCUUCUUAUUUGCUUCUAUUAGUGUUUGUUUUGGUUUACAGUAUAUGGUGAGAGUAACGAAAUCCAGCCUUCCAGCUGCAAACAAUGCUCACUUCCGUGCUUUUCAGAAGAAAUAUUUUCUAGUGUAUUUCUUGGCACUUUUUGGAGAUUGGCUUCAAGGACCAUACAUUUACAAAUUAUAUAGUCAUUAUGGAUAUACAAAUUUCCAAAUUGCUGUCCUCUAUGUUGUUGGAUUUUCUGCCAGUGUUUUAUUUGGAACAGGGGCUGGUGUAUUAGCUGACACUUUUGGACGUAAGCGAAUGUGUAUGGUGUUCUGUAUUACCUAUUCUUUGUGCUGCUUCAUGAAAAUAUUUCCCAACUAUAAUAUCCUGCUAUUGGGUAGACUUCUUGGUGGCGUAUCUACAUCCCUGCUUUUCUCAGUAUUUGAAUCCUGGUAUGUUUCAGAGCAUAUUCAAAAUUAUGAUUUCCCACAAGAAUGGAUAUCAGUUACUUUUUCCAAGGCUACAUUUUGGAAUGGAGUUCUUGCAAUUGUGGCUGGAGUCAUUGCUAACUUUACAUCUGAUGUCUUGGGCUGGGGACCUGUGUCUCCUUUCCUUCUAGCCAUCCCUUGCUUUAUUACAAGUUGUUUUGUUAUAUCUAAGCUAUGGACAGAAAAUUAUGGCAAGCAGCAGAAAAGUAACAAAAAUGUCUGUAUCCAAGGUCUUCAGAUGAUUGUGUCAAAUAAUCUUAUCUUAAUGCUUGGAAUUGUUCAAUCUUUAUUUGAAAGUGUGAUGUAUGUUUUUGUAUUUUUGUGGACUCCAAUAUUGGAUUCAGUACAUCCGCCAUUAGGAAUUGUGUUCUCAAUAUUCAUGGUUUGUAUCAUGAUUGGCUCCUCAUUUUACCAACUGGCUACUUAUCGUCAAGUUCAACCUGCUGUUCUACUGUUAUUUGCUGUCAUAUUGGCUACAGUUUCACAAUUAGGCUGUGCAUUAGCUGCCAGUUAUUACACUGUCAAUAUUGCAAUAGCAUCUUUUUCAUUUUUCUUAUUAGAAAUAGCUGUUGGGAUCUAUUUCCCUGCGAUAGGAUACAUUAAAAGUGAAUGCAUACCUGAAUCCCAUCGAGCAAACAUAAUGAAUUGGUUUAGAGUGCCUUUAAAUAUCAUAACUUGUAUUAUUCUUCUGUCAUUACAUGGUGAGCGAGAUGCUGGUGGUAAUUGUGUAAUUUUUCUAAUUUGCUCUGGCAUGAUGUUUUGCUGUUCUGUGAUUAUGAUGAAAAUAUUGAAAAUUCUGCCUUAUGUUACUGCAUCUACAGAGCAAAUGUGUUAAUUUGUAUCUGUAUUUCUAAAACUUGUUAAAGUUAUUCUUAUUGAAUUUUAUAAUUUUGAUUUGGAAAAUUGUGAUAUUAUUAAGGAGAGUUUUUGAUAUGAAAACUGAUGCUUGAAAAUUAUUCUUUAGUUCAUAUCCCAGCGUUAUUGUUUGAAAUAAUAUUAGUUUACUGACAAUUUUUUUUGAAAAUAUAUUUAAAAAUUGUAUUAAUUUUUCAUAUGUGAUUACCAAAUUGAUAAACAAGUGUUAAAAACCUAUAAUUUAUGGCAUUUUUCUUGAGCAAGUUUAAUAAAUGUUAUGUCACCAAAAAGAUUAUAUAAUUUAUUUAUUUUUAAAAGAUUAUAUGUUUUUUUAAAGAUUAUAUGAUUUAUUUGUUUAUUUAUUAUCUGUCCAAUAUAACACGCUCAUUCUUGAAAAUCAAUUAGCUUUUAGGUAUUUUGAGUUGUUCGUGAUGUAUAUAUAUAUUUAGAAAGAGAGAAUAUUACAGUGUCAUCAAAAUACUUUAGAUAUUUCAUAACUGCUUGUGUUUUGGGAGUGAAAGAGUUAAGAUAAAGAUAUAUUAGGGUCUAAGAGAGUUUAGAGGCUGUGGAAAUAGAAUAGGUUUUGGCUUUUGUAUACAUAUGAUUUAAUUUAGCAUUCCAGGCAUGAGAAUGCUGGCCUAUACAAUUUAUUUUGAUUCUUCUAUCCAGAUAAUUAUUUCAUUUGAAGUUUUAUUUUCUGUAGCCUUCCUAUUAUGUUUAUGCCAUUAAUUAAGAUACUUGGAGUCUUUUUUUUUUGUUUAUUAUAAGAUAUUUGAAAAAUUACAUUUGUUAAUGUCUAUGCUAUAUAUUUCCUAAUCCUUUUACUGUUGGCUACAAAUCUAAUUUAUGAGCAUAUUGAACAACAAAGAAGCACGGUUUACAUUUCUGCUUAAGUGAAUUUUUAUAUUGUACUGUAUAAAAUGUUUACUUUUUAUGAAUAUUUUUCUUAAAUAUAAAAUAUUCAUUUAUAAUAAUGUUUUGAUUGUAAUCCACUAUUUUCAUUUUGAAACAAUAACAUUUUUAAAUAGUAUAUUUUUUUAGUUGUUUUAUGUUUCAUUUUUUCAAUGAGACAUUUUUAAAUUCUUGAAAUAAGAUAAUUCAUUUGCAAUU
Molecule: messenger RNA, 2922 nt
Organism: Argiope bruennichi
Lineage: Eukaryota; Metazoa; Arthropoda; Arachnida; Araneae; Araneidae
Product: molybdate-anion transporter-like
Exons: 3
Coding region: 407-1792 (461 amino acids)
Biological process (GO): molybdate ion transport
Cellular component (GO): membrane
Molecular function (GO): molybdate ion transmembrane transporter activity
Source: RefSeq, a predicted model, not a curated record